UUCAAAAAUCUCAACAAAUGAGAAUAAUUUUAUAAACAACAUUCUAAUUGUAAAUUAAUUUAUUGGUUUGAUUUGUUUUUAUUUUAUUCUCAAUGGCCGAUAAAUCAUCUGAUGUUAAAACUCCUGAUUCUCCUGGAAUAGUGGAUAAGCCAAGUGAAUACUCGGAAAGUUCUGGUAAAUCACCUUUGGAAUGGUUAGAGAUCAACGAAGGUGUUCAUUACUCUCAUUUAGAAAGAAUUUCUGGUGAACGAAGAUUGUUGAAUAAUCUAAUUGCAAAUCCAGUAAUUUCUUUUGGUUUGCUGGGUGGUGCAAUCGCCAUUGGUGGUGGUCUUCAUGCAAUACGUUCAGAGAAUCCAAGACUUUCAAAUCAUUUUCUUAAAUUACGUUGGGGAUCAUCUUCAUUAGUAUUUGGUUUUAUUGUUUACAAAAUUUGGGAUCAAAUUGAUUGGAAUCCACCGGCAGUUCAAAAGUUACAAAGAUACAUUGCCUAUGCUUUUCAAAAGGACAUCAGCUUGUUGACUGAAAAUGAAGCCGAUAAAAUUACUAAAACUACUGAUAAAGUGAAACAAUAAUUUCCUACACGAAAUUACAAUUAAAACUACAAUUUGGAUUAUUGUACAGUGUUAAUUGAGACGAUUAAUUAUUCUAUUAGACCAAAUUACACAAAAUGUUAACCUUGUUUGGAGGAACUAUUUAUAUAAAGAAUUGUAAUAUUCUUCCUCUAAAACGACCAAUUCAGCUGU
Panonychus citri (citrus red mite) is the source of this 743-nucleotide messenger RNA. RefSeq lists its product as uncharacterized. NCBI's taxonomy places the organism in Eukaryota, Metazoa, Arthropoda, Arachnida, Trombidiformes, Tetranychidae. Bases 93 to 572 code for a protein of 159 amino acids. The record is from RefSeq and is a predicted model, not a curated record. The transcript is spliced from 3 exons.